UUAAAAAAAGGUGGGUCUAGGACAGCCCAAACCUCAGGGCGGGCAUUGGGUGCACAUAAGUUGAGAUGCCUUCCAUGGCUCCUGGGGGGAGGAUAAACUCUCAAACCAAUAAUAAGAAACGCAAAGCCUACUCCGAUGGUGACAAUCGUUCUGAACUCUUGGCCAGGAAGCAUAAGUUUGAACAACAGAGAAAAUCGCUGCCUAUAGCUUCGGUUGAAAAAAAACUGGUCGAUGAGAUUCGGUCUAAUAGUACGCUGAUAAUCGUGGGUGAAACAGGAAGUGGAAAGACAACACAAUUGCCUCAAUUUCUAUUGAGUGCGGGAUUCUGUAAUGCUGGAAAAGUCAUUGGCAUUACACAACCCAGACGAGUUGCAGCUGUUACCGUAGCAAAACGUGUUGCUGAAGAAUGUGGUGUUGAACUUGGAAGCACAGUUGGAUAUUCCAUUAGAUUUGAUGAUAUGACGUCUAAUUCUACUAGUCUCAAGUACAUGACAGAUGGACUAUUAUUGAGGGAAGCACUGUUGGACCCAUAUCUCUCCAGAUAUUCGGUGAUAAUAGUAGAUGAAGCUCAUGAGAGAACUGUACACACAGAUGUGUUACUUGGUCUGCUGAAACGUAUUCAGAAGGAGAGGGGGAAACUUAUUAACGAACACAAUAAUGGCAUGCGUACGAUGACAAAUGAAACAAGUGUUGGUACUCUUAAGAAGUAUCAGAGACUCAGCCCAUUGAAGUUAAUUAUCAUGUCUGCUAGUUUAGAUGCUCGUGUAUUUUCUGAUUACUUUGGUGGAGCAAGAGCUCUAUAUGUUCAAGGGAGGCAGUUUCCAGUAGACAUAUUCUACACUCUUCACCCUGAGACAGACUAUGUUGAUGCAGCUUUAAUUACCAUAUUUCAGAUUCAUUUGGAGGAGGAAAGUGGUGAUAUACUUGUUUUUUUAACUGGACAAGAAGAGAUUGAAUCAGUUGAGAGGCUAGUUAAGGAGAGACUUCAACAACUGGCAGAAGACAAAAGAAAACUGAAGGUCUUACCAAUAUAUUCUUCUCUUCCAUCUGAAAAGCAGAUGCAAGUAUUCAUGCCCGCUUUAGAUGGAUAUCGCAAGGUAGUCCUGGCAACAAAUAUUGCUGAGACAUCUGUAACGAUUCCUGGAAUAAAGUAUGUGAUAGAUCCUGGAGUUGUAAAACAACGUCAAUACACUGCUAGUACAGGGAUAGAGUCAUUGGUUGUUGUUCCCAUUUCUAAAGCUCAGGCUUUACAAAGAAGUGGUCGUGCAGGCCGUGAAGGACCUGGCAAGUGCUUUCGCCUUUAUCCUGAAAGGGAAUUCCAGAAACUGGAUGAUUCUACAAAGCCAGAAAUCAAACGGUCUAACCUUUCGAAUGUGAUUUUGCAACUCAAGGCUCUUGGGGUAGAUGAUAUUCUGGGGUUUGAUUUCAUUGAAAAACCAAAAAGUGAGGCGGUCUCGAAAUCAUUGGCAUUAUUGAGCUUGCUGGGUGCUCUAACAGAUGAAAAUAAACUGUCGGAUCCAAUUGGGCAUCAAAUGGCACGUCUUCCCUUAGAGCCCAUUUACUCGAAAGCUCUUAUUCUUGCCAGUCAGUUCAACUGCUUGGAAGAAAUGUUAAUAGCUGUUGCAAUGCUAUCAGUGGAGUCUAUCUUUUAUACCCCACGUGAGAAGAAGGAAGAGGCUCGAGCAGCAGCAAAGUGCUUCUCAAGUCCUGAAGGAGAUCAUCUGGCCUUGCUCAACGUCUUUCGAGCUGCUGUUGAAGUUUUGCAGAAGAAUUUUGGCAACAAUAGAGAAAAGGCUGAAAAGAAUCUGAGAAAGUGGUGUAAGGAUAAUUUCAUUAACAACCGUUCCCUUAAACAUGCUCUUGAUGUUCACAGACAAAUUGUUGGGCAUGUUGAACAAAUGGGUUUAAGUAUAACCUCUUGUGGAGAAGACAUGAUUCAAUUUCGCCGAUGCCUUGCAGCUGCAUUUUUCCUUCAAGCUGCUCUAAAGCAACCUGAUGGUACAUACAGGUCUUUGUCGAGUGGUCUUGUGGUGCAGAUCCACCCAUCUUCUGGGCUAUUUAAGGGAAAACCGGAGUGCUUAAUUUAUAAUGAACUACUUAAAACUAAUAAUAAUUAUAUUCGCAAUGUAACAAGGAUUGAUUACCUGUGGUUACCUGAGCUGGCUCCGCAAUACUAUGCACUGAAGUAAAACAACAGAGAAGGCCGGUACUUAUUGGGAUUCUGUAAAACAAGGAAGGAGAUUGGAAGUGGGAAAUCAUUUUUCCUUUCCCUUGGACUGAUUGAUAAAUGUUUAACAAGUAAUUCUCUAUGGUCAUAGCUUUCUAUGAUCUUAGGGCUUUGGUUUAGGCCAUUGUGUAGUAAUAUUGUAUGUACACAACUCUUUAGUUCAGCCAAAAGUAUUGAUUUGCCAUCUGAUCUUGGGAAAUUGGGUGCCUCCGUCGAGCUUGUUUGAUCUCGGGUCUUUUAGUAUCUUUUUUUUCCCAUAAAACCUUGUUUGUAACCGAUCUCGUUUCUUUUCAACUAUCAAUUUGAGGCCGUUAAUAUUUCGAUU
Molecule: messenger RNA, 2552 nt
Organism: Impatiens glandulifera
Lineage: Eukaryota; Viridiplantae; Streptophyta; Magnoliopsida; Ericales; Balsaminaceae
Product: pre-mRNA-splicing factor ATP-dependent RNA helicase DEAH10
Exons: 13
Coding region: 66-2189 (707 amino acids)
Biological process (GO): positive regulation of transcription by RNA polymerase I
Cellular component (GO): nucleolus; intracellular anatomical structure
Molecular function (GO): ATP hydrolysis activity; ATP binding; RNA binding
Source: RefSeq, a predicted model, not a curated record